Messenger RNA from Melanotaenia boesemani (Boeseman's rainbowfish), 4665 nucleotides. Its product is annotated as melanoma receptor tyrosine-protein kinase-like. Gene Ontology annotation, molecular function: epidermal growth factor receptor activity; ATP binding; epidermal growth factor binding. Gene Ontology annotation, cellular component: basal plasma membrane; signaling receptor complex. NCBI's taxonomy places the organism in Eukaryota, Metazoa, Chordata, Actinopteri, Atheriniformes, Melanotaeniidae. Gene Ontology annotation, biological process: negative regulation of apoptotic process; positive regulation of epithelial cell proliferation; cell differentiation. The transcript has 27 exons. The record is from RefSeq and is a predicted model, not a curated record. Bases 160 to 3678 code for a protein of 1172 amino acids.
AGGAGGUGUGGAGCUGCCUUUGGAGUCCUGAAUGCGCUCAGACCCGUCAUUCAGCUUCGGCCCAGGAACACCUCCGAAGCUCUGCGGCUGCGAUUAAUGGAGAAUCCGUCUGUCCGCAAACAGCACAACAUUCACCGGGAGGAUCUGACCUAAAGAAACAUGAAGUUUGCGUCCGGAGGAGCCGCGGCGCUGCUGCUGCUGCUGUUCGGCCGCUGCUGCUGCACCAGUCCCGGCGGGGGAGUGUGUCAGGGAACGAGCAAUCAGCUAACUCUGCUGGGGAAUCGUGAAAACCACUAUAACAGCAUGGUGCAGAUGUACUCCAACUGCUCUGUGGUUCUGGAGAACCUGGAGAUCACCUACACCUUGGAGCACCAGAACAUGUCCUUCCUGGAGUCUAUCCAGGAAGUUGGCGGCUAUGUUAUGAUCGCCAUGAACGAGGCAAAAACCAUCCCACUCAAAAACCUGAGGCUGAUCAGAGGACAGAACCUGUAUGCGAACCAGUUCGCUCUCCUAGUGUUGUCCAACUACAAGAAGGACAAUUCGUCUACAUCGCUCAGCUACGCCAGCGGGAUGAAACAGCUGCUGCUCAGCAAUCUGAUGGAGGUCCUAACAGGAGGUGUGAAGAUGAAAAACAAUCCUUUGCUGUGUAACGCAGACACCAUCAAGUGGGAGGACAUUUUGGACCAAGCCAGCAAUAACACAAUAAUACAUGAUACCUUUCCAAGGCAAUGUGAGAAAUGUGACCCAGGGUGUGAUAAAGGCGCUUGUUGGGCAGCGGGCCCGGAAAACUGCCAGAAAAUUACCAAGCUGCAGUGUGCACCGCAGUGCAGUGGGAGGUGCUCUGGGCCCACACCCAGCGAUUGCUGCAAUGAACACUGUGCUGCAGGCUGCACCGGACCUCUGGCCUCCAACUGCCUGGCCUGCAGGAAGUUUAACAACAGUGGGACGUGUCAGGAAAGUUGUCCUCCUCUGACACUCUAUGACCCAAAAACCCGGCAGGUGGUCAACAACCCAAACGUAAUGUACACCUUGGGCCCCAAAUGUGUCAAAGCUUGCCCAAGUCACUAUGUGGUGAUAGACAGCUCGUGCGUCCGUUCCUGCAAUCCUGGGACGUAUGAGGUGAAGGAGCAGGGAUUCCAUCGCUGCAAAGAAUGCGACGGACUUUGUCCUAAAGCCUGUGACGGAGUUGGGAUUGGCAGUCUGGUCAAGACAAUCGCAGUCAACGCCUCCAACAUCGAGUCCUUCAAGAACUGCAGCAAAAUCAACGGGGACGUCGUCCUCACCUCGUCCUCGUUCACUGGGGAUGCACACUACAAGAUCCCGCCCAUGGACCCAGAGAAGCUGGAGUACUUCAGGACAGUAAAAGAAAUCACUGGUUACCUGCUGAUCACGUCCUGGCCUGAGAAUCUGACAUCUCUGUCAGUGUUCGAGAACCUGGAGAUCAUCAGAGGAAGGUCAUUAGCUCAAAAUCAGUACAGUCUAGCGGUGGUGCAGUUGGCGCCCCUGCAGUUUCUUGGUCUGCGUUCCCUGAAGGAGAUCAGCGCUGGGAAUGUGCGGCUGAAUGGAAACCCUAAGUUGUGCUACACUGAUACCAUGCAGUGGUCCCGCCUUCUCAAUUCCACAGAGCAGAAGAUCAAAAUAAACGGCAGCCCUGACAGCAAUGACUGCAAGAUGCAGAAUCAUACCUGUCACCAGGAGUGUUCAGAAGACGGAUGCUGGGGUCCAGAGCCCACCAUGUGUAUGUCCUGUCGGCACUUUAAACGCAGCGGGCAUUGUGUUGCUCACUGCAACCUGCUGCAAGGCGAACCCAGAGAGGUGAAUGUGGCCAGCAGUUGUGUAGCGUGUCACCCAGAGUGUUUGCCGAUGACAGGGAGCCUGACCUGCAAUGGACCAGGUCCAGACCAGUGUUUGCAGUGCGCCCACUUCAGCGAUGGCCCCCACUGUGUGCGGCAGUGCUCCCAGGGUUUGACGGGAGACAAGUUGAUCUGGAAAUAUGCUGACAAAUUGGGCCAGUGCAAACCAUGCCACCAGAACUGCACCCAGGGGUGUUCUGGACCUGGACUGUCCGGAUGCAUAGGAGCUAACACACACUCUUCGCUGGCGGUGACUGUGGUCAGUGGACUCCUGGUAACUGUCAUUGUGUCACUGCUCAUCUUACUGUUGCUACGGCGACGGCGAAUCAAAAGAAAGAGGACCCUACGUCGCUUAUUGCAGGAGAGGGAGCUGGUGGAGCCGCUGACUCCGAGCGGUCAAGCCCCCAACCAGGCACUGCUGAGGAUCCUGAAGGAGACAGAGUUUAAGAAGGUCCGGGUGCUCGGCUCCGGGGCCUUUGGGACUGUCUUCAAGGGUUUAUGGAUCCCUGAAGGGGAAAAUGUCAAGAUCCCAGUGGCCAUCAAAGUUUUGAGAGAGGCCACAUCACCCAAAGCAAACCAAGAAGUCCUGGAUGAGGCGUAUGUGAUGGCGAGCGUGGAUCACCCUCAUGUGUGUCGUCUGCUGGGGAUUUGCCUGACGUCGUCAGUGCAGCUGGUGACUCAGCUGAUGCCAUACGGAUGUUUGCUGGACUACGUCCGACAACACAAGGACCACAUCUGUGCUCAGUGGAUGCUGAACUGGUGUGUCCAGAUCGCCAAGGGGAUGAGCUACCUGGAGGAGCGUCACCUGGUGCAUCGAGACUUGGCAGCGAGAAACGUCCUAUUAAAAAAUCCCAACCACGUAAAGAUCACAGACUUCGGCCUCGCCAAGCUGCUGACAGCUGAUGAGAAUGAGUAUCAAGCUGAUGGAGGGAAGGUUCCUAUAAAGUGGAUGUCAUUGGAGUCAAUCCUCCAGUGGACGUAUACCCAUCAAAGCGAUGUCUGGAGCUAUGGUGUGACAGUGUGGGAACUGAUGACGUUCGGCUCUAAACCAUACGACGGCAUCCCGGCCAGUGAGAUUGCCUCAGUGCUGGAGAGGGGGGAGCGGCUGCCUCAGCCCCCCAUUUGCACCAUCGAUGUCUACAUGAUCAUGGUGAAAUGCUGGAUGAUCGACCCGUGCUGCCGUCCCAGAUUCAGAGAGCUGGUAGGAGAGUUCUCUCAAAUGGCCCGCGAUCCAUCCAGAUACCUGGUCAUACAGGGUGACCUACCGAGUCCUUCAGACAGCAGGUUUUACUCCCGACUGCUGAGCUCGGACGACACGGAGGAUAUGGUCGAUGCAGACGAAUACCUGCUGCCAAACAAACGCGUGGGUAACCAUGACAACCAUCACUGCAGUACUACGUGUCAGAAUGGUGGUCCGGUCAGAGAGACCCUGCGAUACGUCACUGAUCCCACUCAGAACGCUCUGGAUACAGACGACUUCACCGGCCAUGACUACAUGAACCAGAGUAUGAGUGAAACCAGCCAGAGUAGCAGGCUGUCAGAGGUUUUAAAUCCCAACUACGAGGACCUGAGCCAGUGCUGUGGAGCCACCUGGCUCCCUUCUCCACUGGAGGAUACGAGGCCGUCAAGCAACGAAUAUCAGAACACAUCCCAAAGCUCACUCCCCACAGCUACAAGGGCCAACCUCCAUGACCCUGACAACGAUUCCAACAUUCUACCGCAGGCUUCAACCACAGCUUUAACUGGGAACGGUUCAUUCCUGCCGGCAGCAGAGAACUUUGAGUACCUAGGACUGGGUGCUGCACUGCAUGCUCCUGUCCGCUAGGGGGCAGCAACAUUGUCAGGCAUUCUCAGAUCCAGCUCCUGGCAGGUUGUAUAUAAACUGUUUUACUGUCAGUUCCUCCAGGAAACGCUGACUCAGCAUGUAGACUCUGAGAGCUGGAUCAGAGCCUGAAAGCUUCUGGCUACGGAGCAGAUGUUUGCUGAAGCUUAAAUCCAGCUGCAGGAUGCAAAAGCACAAAACUGAAACUGAAACUCAGAUUUUGUUGAACAAUGAGCUUAUUUAACUGUUCUGGUCCUAAAUGUGUGGAAGGACACGGCAGCAGGAUCAGACUUCAGUGACAUAUUGGACUAAAACUCAGUUAUUCCUCCGUCCAUCCACUUUGUUUCCUUUCCUCUGCAUCCUUCCCCUCCCACCAUUUGAAUGCAUCAACCAAACAAUGUCUUACAGUAGGUCAGUCAUGUCAGGCCUGCAACCAAACCUCGUUUAAACCCACAUAAAUGUUCAGAAAUACAGUUUAAUGUCAGCCAGUAAAUGAGAGGAUUUAAACAAGGAAACAAAAUAGAAGAAGUGUGAAAAUACAGUCAGAGACAUUUUUAAGGAAUAAAGAUGUUUAAAUAUGAGCAGCAGCUUCGUUCACAUGAAUAAAAUAAACUGAAACUGUUUUCUUAUCAUGAACAUUUUCUAAUAAAAUGAAGGUGAUAAAGGCGUCGACAGUGAUACAGACAGCAGGGGGCAGUAUUCUGUUGCGCUAAGAGCCAGCAGACUCCCGGUGAUGAUGAUCCACAAAAGGAUGAAGAGCAUCUGCUCUGCCUGGAAGAGUUCAAUGAGUCUAAAUCUGACGGAUUUGGAGUCCAGUCCGAGUCCAAAGAAACAGUUUUUAUUUCAUAUCUUCGUCCUGGUUUUCAUUGUGACUUUUUAAAAAAAUCCCCCAAAUGUGCAUGAAUCUACUUCUUUACCUAAAAAACUGUUUUUGUUUUGCAUUUUAACUUUUUAAAGCCCAAGUCACGAAUAAAUGGGAAGAAAAGUCUA